Molecule: messenger RNA, 2234 nt
Organism: Callorhinus ursinus (northern fur seal)
Lineage: Eukaryota; Metazoa; Chordata; Mammalia; Carnivora; Otariidae
Gene: RBBP8NL
Product: RBBP8 N-terminal like
Source: RefSeq, a predicted model, not a curated record
AUGGAGAGCUUCACAGAGUCACUAAACAAGCUGAAGGAUGUCCACGAGAACGAGGUCCGAGGCCUGCAGAAUAAGCUUCUGGAGCUGAACUCGGAGAGAUGCCGGGACGCCCAGAGGUUGGAGGAGCUCUGCGCCAAGAACCAUCAGCUCAGGGAGCAGCAGAAGGCGCUGAAGGAGAACGUGCGGGUGCUGGAGAACAGGCUGCGGGCCGGCCUGUGUGACCGCUGCAUGGUCACCCAGGAGCUGGCUAGGAAGAAGCAGCAGGAGUUCGAAAACUCCCUCCUCCAAAACCUACAGCACGUCUUCAUCCUCACCAACGAGUUGAACCGGCUGCAGCUGGAGAACGAGACAUUGAAAGAGGAAGUAAAGCGGCUUCGGGGCCCGCGGCUCAAGCCCCAAUACAGGGAGGGUGCCUCAGACCCCCCCUCACCCCUACUACUCCCCUCCCCGGGGGCUCGGAAGGCCAUCGCGGAGAAGAUGCUGGGAGGCCACGAGGAGGCCGAGGACGACCAUCCAGGUGCGAGUCCCCAGAGAGAAGAAAAGUCUGUGGGGUACAGGACAUCUCCAGUCGCCAGAAUCUCCCCGAGUGCCAGCCUGCCGGAGACGCGGGCCCCGGACACGAGCCCCCAGCGAAUCUCCAACCAGCUGCACGGGACCAUCGCCGUGGUGCGGCCGGGCUCCCAGGCCUGCUCUGCUGACCAGGGCUCCACCAACAGGACACCCCCACUGCCACUGACCAGGAGCAGCCCGCCCAGCCCACCCUAUGAGCCCAGCCUCCCACUGGACAGCUUUCUGCGGGCCUCCCGGCCCCCCACCAUGGCCUAUGAGUCCCUGAAGCGCUCCCUCCAGGCUGACCACCUCUGCCUCCUGAACCAUCACCUGUCUCUGCACCUUCAGAGCCCCCACUGCAGCCCCCAAGUCCCCGCCACAGUCCCCCAUGGCCCCCAGCCCCAGGGCCCGAAGGCUGGGGAGGCAGAGGCCUGGGAUGAGCCAGUGGGCCUGCUGGGGCUGCCGGGGGCCCUGGUGGACGUGCGAGACCCUCGGCUAAAAGGAGCGUUGCACCUGCUCCUGGCCCAGCAGCUGCGGGCACAGGGGCGGGUGGGCAGUGCCAGGCUGAGGGGCCCGCCCACUCCAGGGGGGACCCCACCCUCCCCACCAGUCAGCUCUGACUCGGAAGACCCCCAAGGUGAGGCGGCCGGGGCAGCCCUGUCUGGAGGGGGGCACAUACAGCCCACAGGCCCAGGCAGCCCCAGGAGAAAGGAAGACACGGCCACACGAGACUAUGUCCCAGACAAGCCCUUGGACCUCUCCGAGCGGGGCCGGGGCCAGGGCCGGCAUGCCGCCAAGCCUCCGGGCCGGCCGGGGUCCCUCAGCCCCCCGAGUGCUCACACUCCCAGCCUGGCGCCACCUCAGGGAGUGGAGCCACCCGCCCGGUCUGGACCCCGGGGACUCAGCAACGGUACCAAGGAAGCCAGAGCUCCAGAGCCAGAAGGGUCUGCCGCUCCUGCGGAUCCCUCCCAACCUCUAACAGGGCCCCACCCAAACACGCCCUCUUCAAGUGGGACAGGAGCUGAGGGGAAAGGGAAGCCAAAAUCUACCCCCAACCCACACAGGCAUGAUGCUGAUGGCCCCCCAGGUAAGGAACUCAGCAAGGCCCAAGUGCAGGGGCUGGAGUCAGACGAGCUGAACGAGUUGGACCCCUCGGACGAGGUGGGCCUGAGCUCCGAGGUGGGGGCCAAGCCGAGCAUGCCAGGGGAGGGGUCCAGGUGCUCCUGCACCAAGGAGCGCAGGCAGGGGCUGCCACAGAAGAGGAAGCGGCCCUCCGGCCCAUGGUGCAAAGCCUCCAAGAAGCCGCCACCAGCGAGAAGGAAUCCAGGGGAGCCCCUGACAGCACAUGAGGGGUCCGGGAGCCCAAGGCACCCUGAGGACAGCAGCCCCUCACCCAGCAACAGCAGCUGGGAGGAGACUUAGCAGGCUGCUCCCAGGGGCACCACAGCCUGCCCGGACAUGGCUCCCCACCUGGCCACCAGCCCAGCAGACAGCCCAGCACAGGGCAGGAGGGGACUGGGUCCCGACCCGUGGCCACAGGGGCUGGGAAGGCCGAGAGGGGGUCUUUGGCUGGUCAUUUGAACUCCUCCAUCUCUACCCGUCUCAGAAAUGACCAGCUGGUCCUGCUGCCCCUCCCACACCCUAGCAUUUGCUCCCUUGGGAGAAGUAGGGUUCGGGGAGGCAGG